GUUUACUCGUGUGUGUUGAUGUAGUGUUCGUGGAGCGCUGUGAUGCCCCUGGAGGUCAAAUGGCCGUUCCCACAAUGCCCUGCUUUGGCGUGGAGGAUCUCCAGCUCACUGAUCAUGGGGAUGGUGGGCUCCUAUUCCUACUUCUGGACUAAGUACAUGAACUACUUGACGGUCCACAACCACGAGGUUCUGUUGGACCUGAUUGACCGGCGGCCCUCGGACACGCCCCUCAUCACUCUGUCCAAUCACCAGUCCUGCAUGGACGACCCGCACAUCUGGGGUGUGCUGAAGUUCCGGCAGCUGUGGACCUUCAACAAGAUGCGCUGGACCCCGGCAGCGUCGGACAUCUGCUUCACCAAAGAGCUGCACUCCAGGUUCUUCAGCCGGGGGAAGUGUGUCCCGGUCUGCAGAGGCGACGGCGUUUACCAGAAAGGCAUGGACUUCAUUGUGGAGAAGCUGAACAGAGGAGAAUGGGUGCAUAUUUUUCCUGAAGGCAAAGUGAACAUGACCGAGGAGUCCCUGCGGCUGAAGUGGGGCGUGGGCCGGCUGAUAGCCGAGUGCUCCCUCAAUCCCGUCAUCCUGCCCCUGUGGCAUGUGGGUCUGAACGACGUUCUGCCCAACGUGACGCCCUACAUUCCUCGGACCGGCAAGAGGAUCACGGUCCUGGUGGGGAAACCGUUCAGCAUGAAAGAGCUGGUUGAAUCCCUCCGAGCAGAAAACAAGAGCCAGCUGGAGAUGAGGAAGACCUUGACCGACUUCAUCCAGGAGGAGUUCCGUAGCCUGAAGGCUCAGGCCGAGGCCCUCCACGGUCAGAUCCAGACCACGUCCUGACUCCAGACGGCGUCCUGGGUCCAGACUGCAUGCUGGUGGCAAAGCUCCAAGCCGAUGAUGAUUUAGUUUCUCUUCCUCUUCUCUACUUACAAGCAUGUUUUGCGGUUCUCAUCAAACCGAUGGCGUCGGCGGCGGACGAGUCCUCGCGGCACGACGUACGUUUGACCCUAACGAGCAGCGCCGACCCAGGAAGUAGUUUGUCCUUUUAAUUUAGCCCGGUGGUAAUCAAGGACGCGCACGUCGGAGCCGGAGUCGCUCAGCUGCAUUUCAUGUUAUUUUACACCUUUUACCCGCCGUGUUCUCUCCCUCACAGCGAGGUUAAACCCACGUGAUCUGCGCUUGCUGCUCCGUGGCGCCGCCUGUGGCGACAAGCGGAAACUGCAGCGGUGUCUUUUGGAUCUCACCUGAGAUGCAAACGGUACCUCGUUGGGCGAAAUAGAUUUAGCCUUUUAGAGCUGGAUCAGUUUAACGCUCGUGGAGCAGCUGCUUUUAUCAGAAAUACAGCAAAAGAGAAACAUCUGUUUACACUGCAGCCUAAUAAACUCAGGAGGUUUUUAACAAAGAAAUCAGUCGAUAAUCAGCCUUUUUUUCCCACCGUGCCAUAAACCGUCUUGACUUCAUGCUGCACACGGUGACAUUAAAAAAACCUGUUCAUAAUGUUUCACAAUAAAAGCCCUGUGUGUCGCCACAUGAACACUUUAGAAUUAGCAGAGCGAUAAAAGUACAAACGGUAACGGUAAUGCUGUAUUGUUUCCUGUCAGGAAGUCUAUUCAAAAUGAAGCGAUAGCUUUACGGAACCGUUUCUUCUUUCAUCUCCUCGCCAGUGUGAUUCCUCGCAGCCUUAACCCAACUGACAGGACGGGGGGGGGGCGGGGCUUUGUGUGAUGUCACCCGGUCAUUAAUCAGGCUGAUUACAAUCGUCAUUACUUGAGGAUUAACAAAGCCAGGAGCGUUCUGCUGAAUCUGGCGGCGCUCACGACAGUAAGCGUGCUGCUCGGUGCACAAACACAUGGAGGGAUUUUAGGUGCGUGACUUGUAACCUAAAGAAGGGAAUCCGCACCCCACUGUCAACGUUUACAGCGGUUUGGCACAUAAACAUGCAGAAUAAAUGAUUGUUCGGAUGCUACUAAUGGUUGAUCAGCGACAUGUUUUACCUCUUUUCUCCUACAUCAUCACCUCCAGAUUGUGCGCCGCAUGAAGUUUCCAACAAUUUCUUUUCUCAGAUGAAGUAUUAAACCGUUAAGUUUUCUUUGGAGCUCAGAAUGCCACAACGUUAAAGAUGUACAGAGAUCGCAGGCUUUCACAACGGGGGAAAGAAUCCGUGGCUGUUUUACAAAUACUGUGAUUGACACUCUUUCCUACGCCAAUAAAUAUUCUUUUCUAAAUUUUAA
Molecule: messenger RNA, 2222 nt
Organism: Gasterosteus aculeatus aculeatus (three-spined stickleback)
Lineage: Eukaryota; Metazoa; Chordata; Actinopteri; Perciformes; Gasterosteidae
Source: RefSeq, a predicted model, not a curated record